CUGUCACCACCGCCAUCGAAGACUCUUUUCUCUGCCAGUCGCCGUCGUUCGCCUUGAAAACAUGAAAGCCAAGAAAGCAGCAUCAGCAUAGAGGAGAGAAAAGAGUUGCAUCGACAGAAUUUCACCCUAAAUAGUUUCGGUGAUCAGUGCGGAGGACUCGCUGAGGUUUCGACUCCCAUCAGCCAGCGGCGAGGAAUUUGUUCCGGAGGAAAAUCCGUCACGAGUGGAUUGCAAGCUUUUCAGAACUUCGAAAGGACUGUCACAAUCGCUGCCGUAUUGGGAAAAAAACACUGCGAUAAGUAGAAGCCGAAACGAAAAUCGCCCGCUGUUGGCCUGGGAGAUAGUUAAAGGUGGAAAUCGAUAAGACUGACUGAAACCAUAACGUGAACUGAAGCAGCAAAACAAAUCUCUAACUUGCCGCCUGCGAGUGCACGCAAGAACAGCAAACAGUAGCAAACUUCCAACCUCCCGCGCUGCCGUGCUGCAUCACUUUUCGGGGGCCGUUCGGACUCAAAACAGCCUUCAAAAUAGAUAGAUCACAAAUGCCCAGAGGUAAACGUCGGCCUACAGCGGAGAUGGGAUCCAGCGAAGACGACCGGCACUCGUCCAAACGACAGAGGAACGCCUACCAGACCAGUCAAAGUUCUCGGCGGUACAAUAAAGUAGACGAUGCAUUCAGUCAAAAGCGAUGCCUGACCUGGUUCCACGAGUACACAACGCCAGACGAUCCCGAUACGUUAGGUCCGGAUGGUAUGGAGAAAUUCUGCGAGGACAUUGGCGUUGAACCGGAAAAUGUGGCGAUGCUGGUGCUGGCGUACAAAAUGGGCGCCCGGCAGAUGGGCUUCUUCACACAGUGCGAGUGGCUGAAAGGGCUGACAGAUCUUCAGUGCGAUACGGCCGGCAAAGUACAGUGCAAGCUCGACUACCUGCGCAACCUGCUGAACGACCCGAACGCGUUCAAAACCAUCUACAGAUAUGCGUACGACUUCGCUAGGGACAAAGACCAGCGCAGUAUGGACAUCGAGACGGCGAAAGCGAUGCUGCAGUUACUGCUCGGCAAGCACUGGCCCCUCUAUGCACAAUUCGCCCAGUUCCUGGAGCAGUCCAAGUACAAAGUGAUCAACAAGGAUCAGUGGUGUAAUAUCCUCGAGUUUUCCCGUACUAUUUCAAAUGAUCUUACCAACUACGACGUCGAUGGAGCAUGGCCCGUGAUGUUGGACGAAUUUGUCGAGUGGUUAAGACUGCUGCGAUCACAGUCGACGAUUAGCUGAGGAAUGUACUAUUAAUGUGGAAGUCACUGAGAUUCUGGUGGCCAUCCGCAACUCCACACUCACACAUAGCAUAACACAAACAAUCCAACAACAAUGCACAGACAACACAAUAAAUACGGCUUCUUCACCUGCAUUCAGCCGCCAAAUCAACAACAAUGCAACAUGAUUGGAAGCUUCUUUCGAACAAUUCACAGGCCAGUCGCGAUCAUCCUUAACCACAUCCCGUGGAACAGCAGUUCCACUGAGCAUCCAUUCAACCCAACAACACACCUGGUCGCAAAAUGACGAAGAGCUCAAACAUGAGAUGUGACACGACAGCACACGCUAAUUCUCUUAGGUAAAUUUAUAUCUUCAUUUCUUUAUUUCUCAAAGAAAAUACUACUAAUGAAACGUGAAUUGUACGAGUUCAGACCUUUUAAUGUGUUUCCAAUUUUAUUAUUUUAUCGGUCAUCAUGGCUUUCGUUUAUCCCGAUUCUCUUGGGUUUAAACCACUACCUUUUAUUUAAGUAAACCAAAUAAAACACCACGAAAUCAUUACAAAUAAGCAAAAGUGGGGAGGCCAGUCGCAGACAGAGUUAUUUAAACUGAAGCGAGAUUCAAUGAGCAGCUACUGUAGUAGGUUCAACCGGCAAGCAGAUAUAUUCAAAAGAAUACAAUACGUAUUAAAACUACCAAAAUGCUAUACUUUGGAACACAUAACAAAAUUACUUAUCAAAAGUCAUUACAAAAGCAAAAUUAACACGAUAAAUUCAGCAUACAUAAAUAAUAAUCAUCAUUUAGGAUCCUCCCAUUACGGCUAAUACAAAAAAAGGAAUACAUGUUACUCUGGAUAAUAAACUCACAAAAAGAUAGCAACACAAACAAAAUUAGAAAGGUAGAAAGAAGGACAUUAGUGUAGAAUGCAAACACACAAAAAAACAAAACGGGAACCGAAAAAGCCGAUGACGAGAGCGAAAGCUGCAGAAAAAAAAAAACAAGCAAGAUGGCGAUUUUAAGCAUCAGGUAAUAAAUAGCAAGCCACACUGUAUUUUAGAGACAUCAUUCAUGAAAUCGGGCAAGACAGCAAAAGUGAGACGGGAAAACUUCUCUGUAAAGUAAAACAACGGAGAGCAAAAUUUGGUAAAAUAAAGUCGAAUAAACUAUGA
Molecule: messenger RNA, 2416 nt
Organism: Aedes albopictus (Asian tiger mosquito)
Lineage: Eukaryota; Metazoa; Arthropoda; Insecta; Diptera; Culicidae
Gene: SCCRO4
Product: DCN1-like protein 4
Exons: 6
Coding region: 543-1271 (242 amino acids)
Biological process (GO): protein neddylation
Cellular component (GO): ubiquitin ligase complex
Molecular function (GO): ubiquitin-like protein binding; ubiquitin conjugating enzyme binding; cullin family protein binding
Source: RefSeq, a predicted model, not a curated record